CCUCAAGCCUUAUUAAGACGGAGCCCCGACCCGACCCGGGACCAUUAUCAUUUUUCUAUGGAUUUUAUUGGAUUCAGUUACGGACCAUAAGUUGUGAAUCAGGGAUCGAAAACCGUUUCAAUGGCUUCAGACAAUCCGAUUGCUUCUCGUAAAGUUGUUGUGCAUUUGAGAGCUACUGGUGAUGCUCCGAUUCUCAAACAAGCAAAAUUCAAGAUUGCUGGAACCGAUAAAUUUUCUAAGGUGAUUGAUUUUCUUCGUCGCCAACUUCACAAGGAGACUCUGUUUGUUUAUGUGAACAGUGCCUUCUCCCCAAGUCCAGACCAACUAGUGAAUGACCUGUACGAUAACUUUGGAAUUGAUGGGAAAUUGGUGGUUAACUAUGCAUGCUCUAUGGCUUGGGGCUAAUUUGGAGAAUGUAGCAAAACUUGUACAGCUGCAAAAAACUUGUUAUACGGGAAUUUCAUUUGGUAAAUAUGAUUAAUCUUUUUAGAUUGUAUCCAAAAUUGGUUUGACCAUUGCAUUUUACUAGCUCUUUAGCUGUGGGUCGCUUUGACUUAGAUGGUUAUUUCUUCCUAAUGGGGUAAAUUUAUCAUUCAGAAGGGUUUUCUGAUACUUUUUCAGGCCUUGUUGUUACGUUUUAUAGUUUUCCUAAGCUCGUGCUGAUACCUCUUA
Helianthus annuus (common sunflower) is the source of this 672-nucleotide messenger RNA. RefSeq names its product ubiquitin-like protein ATG12. Gene Ontology annotation, cellular component: cytoplasm; Atg12-Atg5-Atg16 complex; phagophore assembly site membrane. Gene Ontology annotation, biological process: autophagosome assembly; autophagy of mitochondrion; C-terminal protein lipidation. Bases 121 to 405 code for a protein of 94 amino acids. The record is from RefSeq and is a predicted model, not a curated record. The transcript is spliced from 5 exons. Lineage: Eukaryota; Viridiplantae; Streptophyta; Magnoliopsida; Asterales; Asteraceae.